ACACGUUACUCUCUCUCUCUCUCUCUCUCUCUCUCUCUCUCUCUCUCUCGUUGUGACACUGAACUACAUAUUUCUAUAUAUUGUAAUAACCAGUCAUAUAGAUAUUGCAAGAUAUAUAACAUAUUUAGAUCAACAAGAGUGUUCUUCAACCCUGACAUGGAGUUUGUGGGUACGAGAAAACUACAACAAAAUCCGCAACUGCAACUCCAACAACAGCAUUUUCAUGUAUUGGCAGUGGACGACAGUGUCAUUGAUAGGAAGCUUUUGGAGAGGCUCCUUAGAGGCUCUUCAUGCAAAGUUACCUGUGUGGACUCUGGAGAUAAGGCUUUGAAAUAUCUUGGUCUGAUUGAUGACCUUGAUAAUACUUCUUCAGCUUCUUUAGAAUCACCAAUUUCUCCUCAACAAGUUGAACAAGAGGGAAUCAAAGUGAAUUUGAUCAUGACAGAUUUCUGCAUGCCAGGGAUGAGUGGCUAUGAUUUGCUUAAACGAGUCAAGGGAUCUUCUUGGAAAGAUGUUCCUGUCGUGGUAAUGUCAUCAGAAAAUGUACCUUCCAGAAUCAGCAUGUGCUUGGAAGAAGGGGCAGAGAAGUUUCUAUUGAAGCCUUUGCAAUUGUCAGAUUUGGAGAAGCUUCAGCCAUACUUUCCCAAAUCCCUUGAUGAGUCUUGUGAUGAUGAUAUAUCUGCUAACAGUUCCAUAGGUUCUGACAUUGACAAGCUCAUCAACAACAACAAUAACAGUAACAAUAAUAGUUUAAUUACUAAAAGAAAGGCCAUGUCUCCUACCCCUCCUGAGAGAUCAAGACCCAAAAUGAAAGGGUUGGCGGUGGUGUAAAAAGAGAAGGCUAUAGAGAGUGAUUGAUGCAUGCAUAUUAUUUAGGUUAUGAUUGUGCUCCCUUCUAAUUAUGGUUUUCCCUCAACUCUAAAAGCUUAAUGAAUUACCAGUGAGUGCUAAUUAUUUAUUCA
Molecule: messenger RNA, 962 nt
Organism: Lotus japonicus
Lineage: Eukaryota; Viridiplantae; Streptophyta; Magnoliopsida; Fabales; Fabaceae
Product: two-component response regulator ORR9-like
Exons: 5
Coding region: 157-831 (224 amino acids)
Biological process (GO): phosphorelay signal transduction system; cytokinin-activated signaling pathway
Source: RefSeq, a predicted model, not a curated record